AUGUCCCUUAAAGGAGAAGUGAAAAUUGCUGUUCAUCUUGAACGAUUCAGAAAUAUUGAAUUGUUUAAGCAAGGAUUAUAUCAGCUUCGCUUCAGACUAUAUUACACAUUAGAUUCGGAAGUAAUUUUGAAAUAGACUUUUUAUGCAAAUCCAACAGAACUAUGAAGCCUAAAUAAGUCGGCGAGAAACUGACUUAAAAAAGAUCCUUCAAGCGUUCUAUCAGCAUAUAUUGAUGAUGAAAUUCAUGCCUAUAACACUCGCUCUUUUCUAAUCAGAUAUCAAGAAGAAAAUUUCUUAUUGAAUGAGCUGUGUGUAUUUGUCUGUUCAGUUCCGGCUAAAACAAAAGUAGCCUUGACUCUUGAAGCAGAACUUCUCUAUAGUAAUUUAGAAAAAAAGAAUAGAAAAGAAGAGUCUGAUGAACUCAGAGUUCUGGAUACAAAUCCGGUCAUGAAGCAAGUUGUAGCAAAAACCUAUAUAAUUAGCAAUCUUUGAAAUCCUAUACACCAGUACUUGCCUAUAAGCUUCGAUCCGACUUAUUUUUGCUCAAUUGAUGCAAUUAUUCACGUUUUGCCAUUCUCUUAUGACAUCGGGCACAAUGGAGUUAUGAAAAUUCAAAAUGAAUGCUUUGAUCAGCUAGAUAAAGUUGAAAAAAAGAUUGCUGAUCUAGCUUAUUAUAGUUUUCUAGAUCCUUUAAGGCUUAGCUAUAAUACUAUUAGGGUAUUGGCCCUUUUAAUACAAAAUUCAAAUCUGGUCAAAUCAAAAGAUAUCCAAAAAUUUAUACCAAGAGAACUUAAAAAUCCGACUUUCAAUAGAGAGAGUAAUUAGAGAGGAAAACUGGUAUUAUUUUAAUCCCGAGCUAGCUGAGCUCCAUCUUCACGCCUCAUAUAGCACUUAGCACUAAAGCCUCAUAACGCCCUUUUUUCUUUGCACUACCAAAAAUAAUGGAAUCGUAAGUCUAACGAGAAGACACCCGAACUUGCUUGGACCCAAAUUUUCAGCAAAGGACUAUCUUAAACCUUAGUAGUGCUUAGGGUAUAAGUUGAACGUUUGAUGGCUCUUUCUGGAACUAACUCUACCAUUUGCUCGCUGCAGAAUACUCCUUCCAGAAGCACUUGUUGAUUUUGCGCUGUCAGCCUCUUGUCUUUAGGUCUAGGGAAGCCAAGCCAGCCCAUGCUUACACACCACCCCAGAGAAUUCGUCCAAUAAGAGCCUGCAGCCUCUCCAAAGUCAUGACUGAAACUGAGCCUGAACAUCUGGACUUUCUCUCACCGCCAUCUCUAAAGGUGAAAAUUAUCUUUCAAUAGAGAGAGAGAAAUCUUUAUUACUUAAAGGCCUUUAUUUCAGGGCCAUGUCCCGAUUAAAAAAUUUUUAGCUUUCAUCUUUUCCUAAAAUCUUUGGAUAAAAUUUUAGUAAAAUUUUCUGAACCCACGUAAUCCGCGAUUUUUUCGAUUUCUGAGUCUGGUAUGAAUUUUCUAUUUCUGAUGAAAUUUGAAUCUGAUCUAAAUUUUUAUUUUUCUGAUAGGGUUUGAUUCUGAUAUAAAUUUUAUUUUUCUGAUAGGAUUUAAGGUUGAUUUGGAUUUUAAUUUUAUGGUGUUCAGGAUUUUCUUAUCGAUUGUCUUCUUAUCAUCAAUGAUCACCUCAGUCUUCCUAUAUUUGAAGGUUUCCUGAAUAGAUUCUAUUUCAUCUAGUAUUUUUUCCAUCUAAACGACUUAAAAAAACUCCAAUAUUUUGUCAUCUGUAUCAACAUUUUCUGUAUCACUAUCAUUUCAUUCAUACUCUGAUUCAGAAUUAUCAAGUAAUCCUGUAUCAAUAAGUUCAUUUAAUAGUAAAAGUUCGAAAAAUCCAUCCUGUAAAGCUCCGUUUUCUUCACAAAAGGAAGAAAAAUAGGAAAUAUUACUUUCCGAAUCUUCCAUUAAAAUAAAAGUUUUCAAUAGAGAAGAUUUGCAAGUCAGUUUUUAUGAUCUAAUAGAAACUGAUGACCCUGAAGAAAUUUCUCAGAGGAUUAUGGAUGAGAUCCAAAUUGUGGGCUAUGAAAUCGAAAAAUCGUUUGCGAUGCUAAUACAACUUAUAGAAAUUUCUAAUAAUAUCCCAAUUGAUAUCCUAAAAGGAUUUUUUGAGCAGCAAGUUAAUAAGCAUUUUCAAGAGUACAUAAUAAUUGAAAAUAAGUCCCCAAGUAUCUAUCGAAAUUGCAGAGAGUAUGCUCAGAAAGCUGAAGAAAUCCGCAGAUCUCCUUAUUAUGAAAAUUUAGAAAGACUGGAAAUUCAUUCAGAAGAUCUAUACCAUGAAAAUGAUUGCCAUCCUAUAUUUUUUCUAGAAAAUUAUAAUACAGUAGAGACAAGCUUGCUUCAGUGCCAAGCACCUAUUAAAGUAGAUCCUCAAGACCUGACAGUUUGCAAAAUAAAUGACAUUCAUGUAUUAGUCCUUGUUCAUGGAUACAAAGGUUGCUCAGCUGACAUGCAUCUCAUAAAAGGCUAUAUCAACCAGAUUUACCCAGAUAUUCACAUUUUAUCAUCUAAAACUAACGAAUACCAAUCAGAUUCCCUAAUUGGUUUGCAAGGAUACAAUUUGGCUUCUGAAAUAAUCCAAUACAUAUCCAUUAAUCGUAUUCCUCUCCACCGCUUAAAACUUUCUUUCCUUGGCCAUUCUUUGGGUGGACUCAUAGUCAGAUCAGCUCUUCCUCACUUAUCACGUCUAAAAGAAAACUUAUAUUCCCUUGUAACCUUAUCAUCUCCUCAUUUAGGCAUUGGCAUGUCAAGGAACCCACUCCUCGAGCUAGGAAAAUGAUUCAUAAGAAAUUAUCAAGGAAGCGAUUCUUUUUCGCAAAUGACUUUCCAAGAUUCAGCUAAUUUAAAAGACAGCUAUAUUUAUGAAUUAAGUCAGCAUCAAGGCUUAGAAUGAUUUGAACACAUUUUAUUAUUUAGUUGUCGAGAUGAUCCUUAUGUUAACGAAGAGUCUGCAAGGAUCCAGAUGAGCUCGCAUAUGAAAUAUUCAGCAGGAUAUGAAGAAAUGAUAAACAAUAUUUGGGGGAAAGUUAAUAUGGAAAGAAUCACAAGAAUUGAUGUGCACUUCAAGCAUGAAGAUUUGAGGAAGCAGUGCUUGUGCUGUGGGAAUAGACAUAUUGAUUUUAUUGACAACUCUUGCUUCAUCAGGAUGAUUUGCUACAGCUUCCCUAUAUUGUUUACAUAA
Blepharisma stoltei is the source of this 3186-nucleotide messenger RNA. NCBI's taxonomy places the organism in Eukaryota, Ciliophora, Heterotrichea, Heterotrichida, Blepharismidae. The record is from the annotation of a GenBank genome assembly.